Oryzias latipes (Japanese medaka) is the source of this 2301-nucleotide messenger RNA. RefSeq names its product protein shisa-4. The record is from RefSeq and is a predicted model, not a curated record. NCBI's taxonomy places the organism in Eukaryota, Metazoa, Chordata, Actinopteri, Beloniformes, Adrianichthyidae.
UGGGCGGGGUUUCAAGUGGGAGUACUCCCUGUAGGCAGGGACAGCUUCAAGGCCUCCUCGUUUUUCUCCUCCGUCGGUUCUGUCGAGGAAGACUCCCAUUUCUUCUCCAGUCUCCGGGACUACAAAGAGCCAUGGCUUUAGGCCCAUGUAGUGUGUUUUUGUUGGUUUUCAGCGUGUUUUUAGCUAGUCAUCUUUCAGCUGGGGACGAUUGUCUGGGUUACACGGACACCCAUAAUAAAUACCAACAUCCCCAAGACUGCUAUGGCACCUUUUGCUGUGGAAACUGUGAAUACAGAUACUGCUGUCUAAACCUUCGAAAGAAGUUCUCUGAAGAUGAUCAGAACGACUGUUACCUUUCUCCACCUGACUUUCCUAUCCCCGCUAUGGUCGCUGGCAUUGUGGGCCUCAUCGCAUUCAUACUCAUUUUCGUCUGCUGCUGUGUGUGCCCGUGCUGCUGCCUGUACAAAAUGUGCCGCAAGCCACAGCCGGUAAUCGCUACCACCCACCACACUGUCAUCACGAGUGCUCCUGGGCAGUACCCACAGCAACCCACUGCAGUGCCCGCGCAGUCCUACCAGGGGGUCCAGCCUUACCCCCCCUACCAGUCUAUGGCGGUGCAGCCGGGCUACGGAACUCACUCUAUGUCCCCGGCGGUUCAUCAGGGGCCGCAGUUCACCCCGGGACCGCUGCCAACCUACCAGGAAGCCACUGCCAACCCUGCAUACCCGCCCCAGCCAAUGCCCUACAGCCAGGCUGCAUUCUACCCUGGGCCUGGACAGCUGCCCUACCCUCUGCAGCCUCCAGUCUGUUCAAAUGCUACGGCUCCACCACCUGCCCACACUGAUUACCUAGCUCAGCCUGCAUACAACCCAGACUAUGCCACCCCACCUCCCAAAACUGGUUAGAGGACUUUUCUGUUCCAGACGAGAGGAGCUGUGCGUUCAGGAGGACAAGAUGUUCCCUCAUCUUUUGAUUUGUCCACUUUGAUGAUUAAACAUAGUCACAUAUUGAAAGUUAGUGCAUUUAUUUGUAACUAUUGCCAAGUGGAAAAUCUCCAGACCUUGCAUUGUAUGUGCCUUGCAUUGUGCAUACAGGAGAGACAGUCCUUUAACUGGUUUUUUUCUUACAUUUUUUUAUGCGCCAUCGUCUGUAUCCUCUUGGCAAAACACAUACAAAACAGCUGUGUUUGAUUUGAAAGUUAUUGCUGUUCUGUGCGUGAAGACGCCUUGCAAAUUUCUUUUGGUCCUGCUCUUCAGAGGUCCUUCAGAUUGACAUCUGCCCAUCACUGCAGACACCAAGGGCUUUGAAGGUUCAUUUUUGGGAUUCUUGCAGCAUCGCAAUGCUGUUUGAAAUUACCGAGCAAAGAUUUUUUUUCUAGCUGUUCCACAUAUGUAUUAUUUCUGAUUUUGCACAAGGUGGAAACCACUUUGUUAAAGUGAUCUAAAAGUGAGGGAUGUUUUUGAAGUUAGCGUCAUCGUCUGCUUACUGUUUAGUGUUCCAUUAGAAUUGAUGUUGAAUGUCCAGCAGAAAACUUUCAGCACUCCAGCAAAAGGGAAGAUUUUUAAUAGAGGUUGAUCAAUUUAAGCUUUAAAUGCAAAUGCAAGUAAAUUUAUCAUGUUAUUAUAUUACAUUUAGCCUUUACUUUUUUUAAAACUUUUUUUUUGUAUUGGGUUUUAUUUUGUUGCUGUCAUGUGUGUUAGUUUCUGCAGAAAUGCAUUGGAGGUUUUACUCGGAUUCGUCCGCUUCUCACUGAAUUUUUCUUCAAGCCCCAAAGAACUCAAGAGCUAAACAAACAGGUGAAAUCACAUGUGCCUUUCUAGAUCUUUUAAUUCAAAUCCAUAUGUCAUUAUAGAGCACUUUAAACCCUUUUUAAGUGUAUUCACCAGUCUAUGAAGUUUGUGCCUCAUUUAGGUCAUUUCUUACUUUUGUUUAGGCAUUUUCUGUGUUACAAAGUUAACUUCAAUACCAGUUUUUCUUAGCAACUUUUUUGUUUUUCUAUUUUUGUGCAAAAAAAGAAGAACAAAAACCCGCUAAAUGUUGGUUUGUGCUUUCAUAAGCUAGUGUGAAAAAGUGUCCUUUUUCCUUAAGAAGCAGCCUGUGAAUUGUUUUUGCAGUGCUGGGAUUGUUCCUUUACAUCAGUGUUGUUCCAUGACGUUGACUUGAGGAAAAAAAAACAUAUGCAUACCCGUCUCAAAUGUCACUGGAAAAGUAACUAAUUGCUGGGGUUUACUGUUGUUCCAAAAUGUAUGUUAAUAUCAUUUAUUUGCUUAUAUCCAUAAAAUAAAUGUUGUUGCUCUCCAA